Molecule: messenger RNA, 2861 nt
Organism: Ochotona curzoniae (black-lipped pika)
Lineage: Eukaryota; Metazoa; Chordata; Mammalia; Lagomorpha; Ochotonidae
Gene: LIPE
Product: lipase E, hormone sensitive type
Exons: 9
Coding region: 238-2610 (790 amino acids)
Biological process (GO): cholesterol metabolic process; triglyceride catabolic process
Cellular component (GO): cytosol
Molecular function (GO): sterol ester esterase activity; triacylglycerol lipase activity
Source: RefSeq, a predicted model, not a curated record
CCCAGAAGGAGGACAAGACAAAGGACAACAGGGUUCUGAGUCCCAAAGAGGAGACAACAGGAACCCCUGGGUGUGAGGGAGAAAGUGCUGGGGGCCUGGACUUCGGGGACGACUCCAGGGACUGAGGGAGGAAGGGCUGGGGGCCUGGACUUCGGGGCUCUAGCCAGUGAGGGUGAUCCAGCCCUGCCUAACAAACCGCCCCCCCACCUGCCCACAGCCUCAAGGCUUGUACACAGCAUGGACCUGCGCACAAUGACCCAGUCAUUGGUGACCGUGGCAGAAGACAAUAUGGCAUUCUUCUCCAGCCAGGGCCCUGGGGAGACAGCACGCCGACUGUCAGCCGUCUUUGCAGGCGUGCGGGAGCAGGCGCUGGGGCUGGAGCCGGCCCUAGCCCGCCUGCUCAGCGUAGCACACAUCUUCGACCUGGAUGCAGAGACACCGGCCAAUGGUUUCCGCAGCCUGGUGCACACAGCCCGCUGCUGCCUGGCGCACCUGCUACACAAAUCCCGCUAUGUGGCUUCCAACCGCCGCAGCAUCUUCUUCCGCACUGGCCACAAUCUGGCCGAACUGGAGGCCUACCUGGCUGCCCUCACCCAGCUCCGUGCCCUGGCCUAUUACGCCCAGCGCCUGCUGGCUACCAACCAGCCAGGGGGGCUCUUCUUUGAGGGCGAUGAAAGACUCACUGCCGACUUCCUGAGCGAGUACGUGACGCUGCAUAAAGGCUGCUUCUAUGGCCGCUGCCUGGGCUUUCAGUUCACGCCCGCCAUCCGGCCCUUCCUGCAGACCAUCUCCAUUGGGUUGGUGUCCUUCGGGGAGCACUACAAGCGCAACGAGACGGGUCUCGGUGUGACUGCCAGCUCCCUCUUCACCAGCGGCCGUUUUGCCAUUGACCCGGAGCUGCGCGGGGCCGAGUUCGAGCGGAUCAUACAGAACCUGGAUGUGCACUUCUGGAAGGCCUUCUGGAACAUCACAGAGAUCGAAGUGCUCUCGUCUCUGGCCAACAUGGCAUCGGCUAACGUGAGAGUAAGCCGGUUGAUCAGCCUGCCACCCGAGCCCUUUAACAUGCCGCUGACCUCUGACCCCAAGCUCACAGUGACCAUCUCACCCCCCUCGGCCCACUCGGGUCCUGGGCCUGUCCUCGUCAGGCUUAUCUCCUAUGACCUGCGGGAAGGACAGGACAGUGAGGAACUCAACAACCUGGUCAAGUCUGAGGGCCCACGGAACCUGGAGCUGCGGUCCCGCGUGCAGCAGGCCCCCCGCUCCCGGUCGCUGGUGGUGCACAUCCAUGGUGGUGGCUUUGUGGCCCAGACCUCCAAAUCCCACGAGCCCUACCUCAAGAGCUGGGCCCAAGAGCUGGGCGUCCCCAUCCUCUCCAUCGACUACUCCCUAGCACCUGAGGCCCCCUUCCCCCGCGCACUGGAGGAGUGCUUCUAUGCCUACUGCUGGGCCAUCAAGCACUGCGCCCUCCUCGGCUCAACAGGGGAGCGCAUCUGCCUCGCAGGGGACAGCGCCGGCGGCAACCUCUGCUUCACCGUGUCCCUCCGGGCAGCAGCCUAUGGCGUACGGGUGCCAGAUGGCAUCAUGGCAGCCUACCCGGCCACAUUGCUGCAGUCGGCCGCCUCCCCUUCCCGCCUGCUGAGCCUCAUGGACCCCCUGCUGCCGCUCACUGUGCUCUCCAAGUGUGUCAGCGCCUACGCUGGUGGACAGAUGGAGGAGCAGCCCGAUUCAGAUCAGAAGGCGCUAGGCGUGAUGGGGCUCAUGCGGCGGGACACGGCCCUGUUGCUCAAAGAUCUCCGGAUGAGCGCCUCCUCGUGGCUCAACUCCUUCCUGGAGCUGAGUGGUCGCAAGGCCCAGAAGAGCUCGGCGCCUGUGGCAGGUAUAGCCAGGCUCACUCACACCUCUCCCACAGAGCCCAUGCGCCGCAGUGUGUCCGACGCAGCCCUGGCCCAGCCCGAGGGCCCGCUGGGCACAGACUCCCUCAAGAACCUGACGGUGAAGGACUUGAGCCUAAGGAGCAGCUCUGAGACCAGCAACAGCCCCGAGAUGUCGCUCUCAGCAGAGGCGCUGGGCCCCUCCUCACCCUCUGAUGUCAACUUCUUCUUGCGGCCUGAGGAUGGAGUCCAAGAGGCAGAGGCCAGGGAAGAGCAAAGCCCCAAGAAGAGAGACCAGGGUGUCAGGGCUGCCUUCCCGGAAGGCUUCCACCCGCGGAUCUCCAGCCAGGGGCCCACGCAAAUGCCCUUCUACUCAUCACCCAUCGUCAAGAACCCCUUCAUGUCACCACUGCUGGCACCCGACAGCAUGCUCAGGACCCUGCCGCCCGUGCACAUCGUGGCCUGUGCGCUGGACCCCAUGCUGGACGACUCUGUCAUGUUCGCUCGGCGCCUGCGCUGCCUGGGCCAGCCGGUGACACUGCGCGUGGUGGAGGACCUGCCACACGGCUUCCUGAGCCUGGCCGCGCUGUGCCGCGAGACACGCCAGGCCGCAGAGCUGUGCGUGGAGCGCAUCCGUCUCGUGCUCGGCCAGCCCAGCGCAGCUGCAUCCACACCUGUGUCUGUGCCCACCGCAGCUGCACCCGCACCUGCGUCCGUGCCCACCGCACCACCGCUCUGAGUCACGUGGGGGGAUGGGGGACACGGGCAGGGGCCACACUAAAGACCUCGUGUUCCACCCGCACCGGCCUCCAUGGUGAAUGUGCUCCGGGACCGGCUGCAAGGGGCCCCGGGCCCAUUAGGCCCCUCCUUGGUGGGGAGGGGUGGGCUGUGCCUUAAGUCUGGGGUCAUGAGGAGGGAGGAAGGGUUGGAGGCCGAGAACAGAUCCAGGCCUGGGGGAAGAACACACACCGGCUUGGCCACACAGACCGC